AUGGAGGCUUGUCCUGCACCCACGAGUCCUGAGGCUCUGCCAGCCGAGGGUCAGCACAUUGACCUGACAGAGGACCUGGCCCAGCAGCUGGAGGACAUCAUUAGCGCCUACCAGGCUGACGAUAUUCCCGCUGAGCCAGAGGACACAGAGGAGGUCACAGCCGUCAAAGUGCCAGACACCCGCAAGGACCAGAAACUGGAGAAGAAGAUGCUCAAAAAUCUAGGGAAAGAAGCCAUGCUGCUGAUGCAAAGUUUGAACAAACUCAACACUCCAGAGCAGAAACUGGAAGCCAUCAUCAAGAAGCACGCUGAGCUGUUGGAGGAGCACCGGAGUGACCAGAAGCAGCUCAAAGUUCUGCAGAAGAAGCUGCUCCAGGUGAUGAAGGAGAAGGACCAGCUGCAGAGCGAGCACAGCCGGGCCGUGCUGGCUCGCAGUAAACUGGAGAGUCUCUGCCGAGAGCUGCAGAGGCACAACAAGACCUUAAAGGAAGAGACCCUGCAGAGGUGCAGAGAGGACGACCUGAAGAGGAAAGAGAUCACCACCCAUUUCCAGGGGACGCUGAGUGAGAUUCAGGCCCAAAUCGAGGAACACAGCGGCCGCAACACCAAGCUGUGCCAGGAGAACAGCGCGCUGGCAGAGAAACUGAAGGGACUCAUUUCACAAUACGACCAGCGAGAGGCGAACCUGGAAAAGGUCUUCAAACACAGAGACCUGAAAGAAAAGCUGCUGGAUACCAAACUCACGCAGGCCAACAUGAUACUGAAGGAGACGGAGGACACGCACAAGCUGGAAAGAGAGCUGAUGCAUAAACAGAUGACAGAAUAUAAAGCGAAACUGAAGGUCAUGAGGGAGCAAGAAAACGAUAUGAGGAUCCAGCUCGAGAUGUACUCCAAGAAGUUUGAUGAAUUCCAGGGCACGGUAUCAAAGAGUAACAGCGUCUACAGCGACUUCAAACAGGACAUGGACAAAAUGGCCAAGAAAAUGAAAAAGCUGGAUAAAGAGAACCAGUCGUGGAAGAGUCGCUUUGAUAACUGCAACAAGAGUCUCCUCGACAUGGUUUCAGAUAAAGCAAUCAAGGAAAAGGAGUUUGAGCUCAUCAACAUCAAGAACCAGAAGCUCGAGAAUCUGUGCAGGGCUUUGCAAGAGGAGAGGAAGACUCUCUUUGAGAAGGUGCAAGGAGCUGGAACUCAACCACACAUCAACAGUGCAGAGCCAACGGAGAAAGAGGGCCCCGAGGAGCUGGUGACCCCUGAAGUCCCUAAAGACGCAGACCCCGUCCAGGAAACUGAAGCUCCCGCCUCCGCUGCCCCCGCUGGGAAGCCAACACCCCAAACCCCAAUGACCAAGGAACUGGAUAAACUGAAGGCCGAGCAGAGCCGCCUGAAGGAGAUCGCCGGCUCUUUCACAAUCUCUCAUGUUUUACCCACAGAAACAGCCGUCAGCCAAUCACAAGAACUCUCCGAGGGCGUCCAAGAGCCAGAGGAGAACCACACAGGGGAGAACCACAUAGAGGAGACCAACGGCGAACACCUCCCGGAGGUCGAAGACGACGGAUGCCAAGGAGAGAGAGAUUUGGAAAUGGAGUCGGUUGAUUAA
Molecule: messenger RNA, 1596 nt
Organism: Anoplopoma fimbria (sablefish)
Lineage: Eukaryota; Metazoa; Chordata; Actinopteri; Perciformes; Anoplopomatidae
Gene: txlnbb
Product: taxilin beta b
Exons: 9
Coding region: 1-1596 (531 amino acids)
Molecular function (GO): syntaxin binding
Source: RefSeq, a predicted model, not a curated record